Polypterus senegalus (gray bichir) is the source of this 1583-nucleotide messenger RNA. Its product is annotated as interferon-induced protein 44-like. Lineage: Eukaryota; Metazoa; Chordata; Cladistia; Polypteriformes; Polypteridae. The transcript is spliced from 8 exons. The coding region runs from base 176 to 1108 and encodes 310 amino acids. The record is from RefSeq and is a predicted model, not a curated record.
CGUCUUCGUCUGGAGACCACUAGCUCCCAAUCACUUCAAGUCUUCACAUAACAAAUGGAACUCGGAAGGACAAAAUGUUCCUAACAAUUAGGAGGCUGUUAACUUGAUUAUCAUCGCUCAUCUUUGUGGAACUGGAGUGUCUGUGGACGGCAUUCUUUGAAGUACAUUGACAGACAUGGAAUCUCCACUAUACAAACUAGUGCACCAACUGUUACCACCACCACCACCACCAUCGCCUCCAUCACCACCACCUUUGCUUGAAAAGCCAUGGAGGGAGCAGGAAUUUAACAUAAGGUAUGAACUUCUGGAAAGAAUCAGGAACUACAAGACUCUGACAGAGUCAGUGGAAGAGCCAAGAAUCCUCCUGAUUGGGCAGAUUGGAGCUGGUAAAAGCAGCUUCUUCAAUUCGGUGAACAGCAUCUUCAGAGGUCAUGUGAUGCUGCAGGCCAUUGCUGGGUAUGGAGACACCAGUGUGAGCAAACAGUACAGAACAUAUCCAGUUCAAGAUGGAAAAGGUGGAAAGAAGCUGCCAUACAUCCUGUGUGACACAAUGGGUCUAGAAGACAGUGACUGUGAUGAAGGGAUCCACGUGGAAGACAUCAUCAGCGUCAUUAAAGGACACGUCCCAGACACGUAUGAGUUCAAUCCCAAGGCACCGAUAACCAGAAAUGACAGGCGCUACAGAGAGGAGCCCAGCCUGGCUGAUAAGGUGCACUGCGUCGUCUAUGUUGUUGAAGCAGACAAAAUCAGCCUCCUCGGUCAAAAUUUGCUGAAGAAGAUGAAGUCCAUCCGGGCCAAAGUAAACAAUAUGGGGAUUCCUCAGCUUGUGUUGGUCACUAAGAUAGACAAAGCCUGCCCUCAAGUUAGAAACGACCUGACCAAAGUGUACAGGAGCCGCUACCUUUAUGAGAAGGUGACUCAGCUUGGACAGAUGCUGGGAGUUCCCGUCUCCUGCAUCUCCCCAGUUAAAAACUACUCAAUAGAGACGGAGCUCAACCUUCAUGUGGACGUUUUGAUCCUGACGGCCCUGCAGCAGAUGCUGAGAGCUGCUGAUGCCUGCUUUGAUGAUAUGAAGCUGAAAGGCCUCGCUCAGCGAAGCAGAUCCUGAUGUUUUUUUAUUUUGCUAUUGUUCAAUAAGUUGAGUGCAUUUGAAAAUAAUUUAUUUUUUACAACAUCUUAAUCCAUAACAGGGUUGGUUUAAUGGGAAUCCCAGUCCUCAUGCACAUUGAGUUGCACCAAUUAAUCCAAGGAUGUGGGAUGACCUGGAGAAGUCAAGUAAAGUCCACGCAGGCCUUUACAAUCAUGAGAGAGCAACGCUAAUCUACACACCAGAGUGCCAGCCGUUUCGAUCAAGUGAAGUUGUAAUGUAGAGAUGUACAAAUUGUUUGAUGUUAGUUUUCUAAAUAUUUGACACGUUUAUUGUCUUACUUUGUUAUCUUUCCCAUUUCACAUUGUUUAACAUAGACGUGUAGUAUUAUGCUUAUCUUGUGAUCUCAGGAAUUAACUAAUAAAGCAUCUUGUAUUAGAGCUCAUUGUACAGGAGAACAAACCGUGUAAAUAAAUAUAAACUGAUAUUUCUAGAA